This is a messenger RNA of Zea mays, 592 nucleotides long. RefSeq names its product UDP-arabinopyranose mutase 3. Gene Ontology annotation, cellular component: cytosol; Golgi apparatus. Gene Ontology annotation, biological process: UDP-L-arabinose metabolic process. The record is from RefSeq and is a predicted model, not a curated record. NCBI's taxonomy places the organism in Eukaryota, Viridiplantae, Streptophyta, Magnoliopsida, Poales, Poaceae. The transcript has 3 exons. The coding region runs from base 1 to 510 and encodes 169 amino acids. Gene Ontology annotation, molecular function: UDP-arabinopyranose mutase activity.
AUGUGCUCCUGUGGAUCAAGCCAUGCAAAGAAGGCACUGAGUCUUGUCUACCAGAGCCUUCCCAUGAUUCUUGGUCAUGGGAAGGACAUCAAUGCACUUGAGCAGCACAUCAAGAACCUCCUGAGCCCUUCCACCCCAUUUUUCUUCAAUACUCUGUACGACCCUUACCGUGUUGGCGCCGAUUUUGUUCGUGGGUACCCCUACAGCCUUCGUGAGGGUGUCCCAACUGCUAUUUCUCCCAGGCUUUGGCUCAACAUUCCAGACUACGAUGCCCCUACCCAGCUUGUUAAGCCCCUUGAGAGAAACACCAGGUAUGUGGAUGCUAUUCUUACGAUCCCAAAGGGCACCCUCUUCCCUACGUGUGGAAUGAACCUUGCAUUUGACCGUGAGCUCAUUGGUCCUGCAAUGUACUUUGGUCUUAUGGGUGAUGGCCAGCCUAUUGGACUUGUUUUGCAGCCAUUUGACUGGAUUAAGAAAACUUUCUUCGAGAAACCCCAACCAGAGGCAUAAAAGGCUUGCAAGUCUGCAACUUUGGUACAUCACUUUUGUCCGGGAUGGUUCCUGACUGAAGAGAACUUGGAUAACUCAGCAA